This is a messenger RNA of Purpureocillium takamizusanense, 1117 nucleotides long. RefSeq lists its product as uncharacterized. Gene Ontology annotation, biological process: mismatch repair. Gene Ontology annotation, molecular function: mismatched DNA binding; ATP binding; ATP-dependent DNA damage sensor activity. Gene Ontology annotation, cellular component: MutLalpha complex. The transcript has a single exon. The record is from RefSeq and is a predicted model, not a curated record. Bases 11 to 1117 code for a protein of 368 amino acids. NCBI's taxonomy places the organism in Eukaryota, Fungi, Ascomycota, Sordariomycetes, Hypocreales, Ophiocordycipitaceae.
CGUCUGUGUCAUGGCCAUUCUCCCCUUGCCGCAGGAGACCGUUCGCCUGCUCUCCUCCUCAGUGAAGCUCACGAGCCCUCGCGAUGUUCUCAAGGAGCUUGUUGACAACGCCAUCGAUGCCGGCGCCACGUCGAUUGACGUCGUCGUAUCGCCCAACACACUCGACAGAAUCGUGCUGCGGGACAACGGCCGCGGCGUCGACCUGGAAGACCUGGACCUGCUCGGGAGGAGGGGCCAUACAAGCAAGCUGAGAAGCUUUGAGGAGCUUCGGAACAAGGGCGGCGAGACGCUUGGUUUCAGGGGCGACGCCCUGGCUAGUGUCAACUCCAUCGCUACCGUGGCUAUCACGACGAGGACGUCGGGAGAACCGGUGGCCACUCGCAUCUGGUUGCGGCAUGGUGUUGGCGGCGUCGUCGACAGAAAGCCGGUCUCUGCGCCUGUUGGAUCGACCGUGCAAGCCACUGAGCUCUUCAAACCCCUACCGGCGCGGAGAGCUCUCCUCCUCAACAACACACAUAAGACGCUUUCGGGGAUGCGAGACCUUCUAAGCGCAUAUGUCAUCGCUCGGCCAUGCCUGAAAGUGUCGUUGAAGGUGGCCGGGCACGAUGGCAGCCUCAUGUCGUAUGCACCCAAGACCUCGGCUUCUGUCAAAGAGGCCGCCCUUCAGCUGUUCGGCAAAGCGUCGGUUGCCAACUGCACGCCAGUCAGUCUUCACCAUGAAGCCAGUGGCUUCGCGUUGGAAGCCUUCCUCCCGGAUCGAGAAUUCGACUUGACGGCGAUGAAGAGCAAAGCAAUAUUCGUGUCGGUGGAUCGGAGACCUUUAUCAUCUUAUGGAGAGCUGCCAAAACUGCUGUACAAGCAGCUCAAGUCACAUAUUUUGAGAUUUUUGCCUGGAAGUUCGCCAAUGCUAUUCAUGCAGCUGAACAUCACCUGUCCCCAGGGAAGUUACGACGUGAACGGUUCCUCGUUGAAGGACGAGGUGCAGUUCGCCAACCAACAAGAAGUGUUGGAGCGCUUUGAGGAAUUGUGCUGGUCAGUGUACGGCGUCAGAAAGUCACCCGACGGAGGAGAGAGUCAGACAGUGGCUGCCUCACCGGUGCGGAUCUCAACAAGGUGA